This is a messenger RNA of Closterium sp. NIES-65, 939 nucleotides long. The record is from the annotation of a GenBank genome assembly. Lineage: Eukaryota; Viridiplantae; Streptophyta; Zygnematophyceae; Desmidiales; Closteriaceae.
AUGCUACAAGGGACGAAGGGGUAUUCUCCUCUGGUCGUUGCAGUCACAGGCAAAGUGGGCAGCGACCAGCCAAUCACGUGCGAGAACAGCAGCCUACGUGGCGUCAUCGUGGAGCAGACUGCGGAGCAGUUUUUUCUGAAGCACAAUGAUGCAGGCGCGUGGGUGCAGGACUCAGCGUUUCUCAUCCGGAAUUUGAAGUCUGUGCCCUGGUACAUUGACGAUGGCACGGGCCGAGCCAACGUGGUAGGAGCACGUUCGGCAGCAGGGUUGGAGCUGACGGUCGGCACGGAGGUGUUUGACGACAGUGGCAAGUCGGUGGUGCGCAGCACUGUUGAUUAUCUGCAGGGCAUCAAGGUGCUGGGAGUGAAGCGAGUGGAGAAGGUGCUCCCGGUGGGCACCAGCCUCACUGUCGUGGGUGAGGCUGUGAGGGACGACCGGGGGAGCAUCACGCUGCAGCGGCCGCACCAGGGCGGCCCAUUCUUCGUCUCGCCGCGCUCCCUAGAUGCCCUCAUCGCCUCCCUCGGCACCUUCUCCCAGUGGUGCCGCUGGCUGUCGUAUGGGUGCACGGCGGUGGGAGCGGUGCUGAUAGUGGGGCGCAUUGUGGGGGGCGUGAUGGAGAGGAGGAGGAGGGCCGCCCUCAGGAGGAGAGUAUUAGAGGCGGAAGCAGCAGCGUCAGCAGCAAGGGAUCAGAGCAACUCAUCAGCCUCCCAAAACGAUCCUGCCACGUCAGAUGCAGCCAAGGAAGCAGCUGACGGGGACUUGCCAGCUCAGCUGCCCGACACCUGUGCGAGCACAUGUGCUGCUGUGUGCACUGUGCGGCUCAGCUCACUCAGUGCCCCUCAUUCUGCCAUGCCCUGUGCGGGCACAUGUGCUGUUGUGUGCACUGUGCGGCUCAGCUCACUCAGUGCCCCCUCUGCCGCCGCCGCGUCGACCAGCUAG